AUGUCUAAGUUCGGCGUUUUAGUUAUGGGCCCUGCCGGGGCAGGCAAGACCACUUUCAGCAAUGCUAUUAUCCAACAUCUUCAAACUACGCGUCGAAGCUGCUUCUACGUCAAUCUAGACCCCGCCGCCGAAACCUUCACCUACGAACCCGAUCUCGACAUUCGAGACCUUAUCACCUUGGAAGAUGUGAUGGAAGAGCUUCAACUCGGUCCUAAUGGUGGUCUCAUCUAUUGUUUCGAGUUCCUCCUGCAGAACCUGGAGUUCUUAUCCGAAGCUCUCGAUCCCUUGAGCGAGGAAUACCUCAUCAUCUUCGAUAUGCCCGGUCAGAUCGAGCUUUACACACACAUCCCGCUCCUCCCGUCAUUAGUCCAAUACCUGUCUCGUCAAGGUCCUCUCAACAUCAAUCUUUGUGCUGCAUACCUUCUAGAGAGCACAUUCGUUGUCGACAAGGCCAAGUUCUUCGCCGGCACUUUGAGUGCAAUGUCCGCUAUGUUGAUGCUGGAGAUCCCUCACGUCAACAUUCUGAGUAAGAUGGACCAGGUCAGAGAUAUGGUGAGCCGCCGCGAGCUCCGACGGUUCACCAAUGUCGAUGUUGGGUUAUUAUCAACCGAGGAGGAUGACCCGACUGUGACCGCGAACCCCAUGGCCAAGGAUGCCCUGCUUAGCGGUGGCUCCUUCAAACAACUCAACCGAGCCGUCGCCCAAUUGAUCGACGACUUCAGUAUGGUCUCCUUCCUACAAUUGGAUGUUCAGGACGAGGACAGUGUUUCGGGCGUUCUAAGCCAUAUCGACGAUGCCAUUCAAUACCACGAAGCCCAAGAACCCCGAGAGCCGAAGGACGAGCAGGAGGUGAAUUACGAAGACGCGUAA
Penicillium malachiteum is the source of this 870-nucleotide messenger RNA. RefSeq names its product putative signal sequence-binding GTPase GPN3. The transcript has a single exon. NCBI's taxonomy places the organism in Eukaryota, Fungi, Ascomycota, Eurotiomycetes, Eurotiales, Aspergillaceae. Bases 1 to 870 code for a protein of 289 amino acids. Gene Ontology annotation, molecular function: ATP hydrolysis activity; GTPase activity. The record is from RefSeq and is a predicted model, not a curated record.